Messenger RNA from Pogona vitticeps (central bearded dragon), 7254 nucleotides. The record is from RefSeq and is a predicted model, not a curated record. Lineage: Eukaryota; Metazoa; Chordata; Lepidosauria; Squamata; Agamidae.
CUACGCAGUGGCUGCUCAGUUGCGGUUGGGCCUCGGAGGCGUCAACAACCCUCUCCUAGCUGCCGAGCCAUGGCUGUCCGGGCCCCUGUGCAGCGGGGCGACGUCAGUGCCGAAAGAUACCUAUUUGUAGACCGAAACCAGGUGGGCAACCCAGCCUCACAGGCUGACUGGACAGCCAAGCGGCUCGUGUGGGUCCCGUCGGAGCGCCAUGGCUUCGAGGCAGCCGGGCUGCGGGAAGAGCGGGGAGAGGAAGUGCUGGUGGAACUGGCCGAGAACGGCCGUCAGGUGCUGGUCGCCAAGGACGAUAUCCAGAAGAUGAACCCUCCAAAGUUCACCAAAGUGGAGGAUAUGGCGGAGCUCACCUGCCUUAACGAAGCCUCGGUGUUGCAUAACCUCAAAGACCGCUACUACUCAGGCCUCAUCUACACUUAUUCAGGGCUUUUCUGCGUGGUCAUCAAUCCUUAUAAAAAUUUGCCCAUCUACACAGAGCAGAUAGUGGAAAUGUACCGGGGGAAGAAACGACAUGAGAUGCCACCCCACAUCUAUGCCAUCUCUGAAGCUGCCUACCGAAGCAUGUUACAGGAUCGAGAAGAUCAGUCUAUCUUGUGCACGGGUGAGUCGGGUGCUGGCAAGACUGAGAACACAAAGAAAGUGAUCCAGUAUUUAGCACAUGUGGCUUCAUCGCACAAAGCCCGGAAGGACCACAGUGUUCCGCCGGAGUACCCGAACGAAGGCAAACAGAUCUCCAACCCUGCUUCCUACGGUGAACUGGAGCGCCAGCUGCUGCAAGCCAACCCCAUCUUGGAGGCUUUCGGCAAUGCAAAGACAGUAAAGAAUGACAACUCUUCACGAUUUGGAAAAUUUAUUCGGAUCAAUUUUGAUGUAGCCGGCUACAUUGUUGGAGCCAAUAUAGAGACAUACCUCCUGGAAAAAUCACGAGCUAUUCGCCAGGCUAAGGAUGAGCGAACCUUCCACAUCUUCUACCAGCUCUUAGUGGGCGCUGGCGAGCACAUGAAAGGGGAACUGCUGCUGGAGCCGUUCAAUCAGUAUCGCUUCCUUUCCAAUGGAUACCUGCCCAUCCCAGGGCAGCAAGACAAGGAGAUCUUCCACGAGACCAUGGAGUCGAUGCGCAUCAUGGGCUUUUCCCACGAGGAGAUACACUGUAUGCUACGGAUGGUCUCUGCUGUGCUGCAGUUUGGAAACAUUGUCUUCCGUAAAGAGCGGAAUACGGAUCAGGCCUCCAUGCCCGAUAAUACAGCUGCUCAGAAACUCUGCCACCUUUUGGGCAUGAAUGUCACUGAGUUCACACGUGCCAUCCUCACCCCCCGCAUCAAGGUUGGCCGAGACUAUGUGCAGAAGGCACAGACGAAGGAACAGGCUGACUUUGCUGUUGAAGCAUUGGCCAAAGCCACUUACGAACGGCUCUUCCGCUGGUUGGUGCAUCGGAUCAACCGGGCGCUGGACCGAACCAAGCGCCAGGGGGCAUCCUUCAUUGGCAUUCUGGACAUAGCAGGGUUUGAAAUCUUCCAGCUGAAUUCCUUUGAACAGCUCUGCAUCAACUACACCAAUGAGAAGCUUCAGCAGCUUUUCAACCACACCAUGUUUGUGCUGGAGCAGGAAGAAUACCAGCGGGAAGGGAUUGAAUGGAACUUCAUUGACUUUGGCCUGGACCUCCAGCCCUGCAUCGACCUCAUUGAAAGACCAGCAAACCCCCCAGGGGUGCUGGCCCUUCUAGAUGAGGAAUGCUGGUUCCCUAAAGCUACAGAUAAGAGCUUUGUGGACAAAAUUAUCCAGGAACAGGGGAACCACCCGAAGUUCCAGAAGCCCCGGCAGCUGCGGGACAAAGCUGAUUUCUGCAUCAUCCAUUACGCUGGCAGGGUGGACUACAAAGCAGACGAGUGGCUGAUGAAAAACAUGGACCCCUUGAAUGACAACGUGGCCACUCUUCUCCACCAGAGCGCAGACAGGUUCACGGCAGAACUUUGGAAAGACGAGAUCCAGAAUAUACAGAAGGUGUAUUUCUUUGACAGCUAUGCCGUGGCACCACAGGGUCCAGCGGAAAUGGACCGGAUUGUAGGUCUGGACCAGGUGAGUGGGAUGGGAGACCUCACCUUUGGUGCCUCGUACAAGACGAAGAAGGGAAUGUUCCGGACCGUGGGGCAGCUGUACAAGGAAUCUCUCUCCAAGCUCAUGUCAACGCUACGCAACACCAACCCCAAUUUUGUGCGCUGCAUCAUCCCCAACCAUGAGAAAAGAGCUGGAAAGCUGGAGCCUCACCUCGUGUUGGACCAACUGCGCUGCAACGGAGUCCUGGAGGGAAUUCGCAUUUGUCGGCAGGGGUUCCCCAACCGCAUCAUCUUUCAGGAAUUCCGGCAAAGAUAUGAGAUCCUAACACCAAAUGCCAUUCCCAAAGGAUUCAUGGAUGGGAAGCAGGCCUGCGAGCGCAUGAUCAAAGCCUUGGAGUUGGACCCCAACCUCUACCGCAUUGGCCAGAGUAAGAUCUUCUUCCGGGCCGGGGUUUUGGCUCACCUGGAAGAGGAACGGGACCUGAAGAUUACAGACAUUAUAGUAUCAUUCCAGGCAGCGGCCCGGGGAUACUUAGCCCGCAAGGCUUUCAUGAAGAAGCAACAGCAGAUGAGUGCCCUCAAGGUCAUGCAACGCAACUGUGCCGCCUACCUCAAGUUGCGCCACUGGCAGUGGUGGCGUCUCUUCACCAAGGUGAAGCCCCUGUUGCAGGUGACGCGCCAGGAUGAGGUAAUGCAAGCGAAAGCUCUGGAGCUGCAAAAAGUGCAGGAGAAACACAUAAAAACCCAAACGGACCUCAAGGAGCUGGAAAACAAAUACCAGCAGCUUUCAGAGGAGAAAACCAUUCUGGCCGAGCAGCUGCAGGCUGAGACGGAGCUUUUUGCUGAAGCUGAGGAGAUGCGGGCCCGGUUGGCCGCCCGGAAACAGGAGCUGGAAGACAUCCUUCACGAGCUGGAGUCACGCGUGGAAGAAGAGGAGGAGCGAUGCCAGCAACUGCAGGGGGACAAGAAGAAGAUGCAGCAGCACGUCCAGGACCUUGAAGAGCAACUGGAGGAGGAAGAGGCUGCUCGGCAGAAGCUGCAGCUGGAGAAAGUGAGCACAGAGGCCAAGCUGAAAAAAAUGGAGGAGGACCUGCUGGUGCUGGAAGACCAGAACUCAAAGCUGCAGAAAGAGAGGAAGCUGAUGGAAGAACGUCUCUCAGAAUUCACUUCUCAUAUGGCGGAGGAGGAGGAGAAGGUGAAGAGCUUGUCCAAACUGCGCAAUAAAUACGAAGCGGUCAUGGCUGACAUGGAAGAUCGGCUGAAGAAGGAAGAAAAAGCACGCCAGGAGCUGGAGAAACUGAAGCGCAAGCUCGAUGGGGAGGCCGGGGACCUGCAGGAGCAGGUGGCAGAACUGCAGCAGCAGCUGGAGGAGCUCCGUCAGGCCUUAGCAAGAAAGGAGGCUGAGCUGCAGGCAGCCCUAGCCAGAGUGGAGGACGAAUCAGCCCAGAAGAACGCCGUGUUGAAGUCCCUCCGUGAGCUACAAGCUCAGCUGGCAGAAGUGCAGGAAGACCUGGAGUCCGAGAAGGUGGCCCGUGCCAAGGCCGAGAAACAGCGGCGUGACCUGGGCGAGGAGCUGGAGGCACUGAAGACAGAACUCGAGGACACGCUGGACUCGACGGCUGCACAGCAAGAGCUACGGUCAAAGCGUGAACAGGAAGUGACGGAGCUCAAGAAGACCAUUGAGGACGAAGUCAAGGUGCAUGAAGCACAAGUGCUGGAGAUGCGGCAGCGCCACACGAGCGCCCUAGAAGACCUGUCAGAGCAGCUGGAGCAGACACGCCGGUUCAAAGCGACACUGGAAAAGACCAAGCAAGCCCUGGAAGGGGAGAAUGCUGAGAUGCAGAAGGAGCUAAAAGUCCUCCAAGGAGCCAAGCUGGAGUCGGAGCAACGGCGGAAGAAGCUGGAAGGCCAAGUCCAAGAGCUGCAGCUCCGGGCCGCCGAGAGUGAAAGAGCCAAGUCUGAGCUCACGGAGAAGCUGGGGAAGCUGCAGAAUGAGCUGGAUGGCGUCUCGGGUACCCUAGGAGGUGCAGAGUCCAAGGCAAUAAAACUUGCCAAAGACCUGGCCAGUGUGGAGUCCCACCUGCAGGAUACUCAGGAACUGCUUCAGGAGGAGACACGGCAGAAACUGAAUCUGAGCUCACGGGUCCGUCAGCUGGAAGAGGAGAAAACAGCCCUUCUGGAACAGCUUGAGGAAGAGGAGGCGGCCAAAGCCAACUUCACCCGCCAAAUCCAGAGCUUGCAACAGCAGGUAAUGGAGACCAAGAAGAAACUGGAAGAGGAUGCCGGCGUAGCCGAGUCCAUAGAGGAAGCUCGGCGCCGGGCAGCCAAGGAACUGGAAGCCAUCUCCUUGCGCUACGAGGAGAGGGUCCAGGCCUGUGACAAGCUGGAGAAAGGGCGCACUCGGCUGCAGCAGGAGCUGGACGAUGUGACUGUGGCUCUCGACCAGCAGCGGCAGGUGGUCUCUGCCCUCGAGAAGAAGCAGAAGAAAUUCGACCAGAUGUUGGCGGAGGAGAAGCUGAUCUCGGCCCGCUAUGCUGAGGAGAGGGACCGGGCAGAAGCGGAUGCCCGUGAGAAAGAGACCAAAGUGCUGUCGCUGAGCCGUGCCUUGGAAGAGGCGCUGGAGGCUCGGGAGGAGCUGGAGAGGCAGAACAAGCAGCUGCGAGCAGAGAUGGAUGACCUGGUCAGCUCCAAGGACGAUGUGGGCAAGAAUGUGCAUGAGCUGGAGCGCUCCAAGCGGGCCUUGGAACAGCAAGUGCAAGAGAUGCGAGCCCAGCUGGAGGAGCUGGAAGACGAGCUUCAGGCCACCGAAGAUGGGAAGUUGCGCUUGGAGGUCAACAUGCAGGCCCUGAAGGCGCAGCACGAGAGGGAGCUGCAGACCCGUGAUGAUGCCAACGACGACAAGAAGAAACUGCUGAGCAAGCAGGUUCGGGAGCUGGAGGCGGAACUGGAUGCUGAGAGGAAACAACGAGCCCAAGCGCUCGCAGCCCGGAAGAAGCUGGAACUUGACCUCCAGGAGGCACUGGCGCAACUGGAUGCUGCCAACAAAGGACGGGACGAAGCUGGGAAACAGCUGCGCAAGUUGCAGGCUCAGAUGAAGGAGCUGUGGAGGGAAGUAGAAGAAGCCCGAGCAGCCCGGGAAGAAAUUUUCAUCCAAUCUCGUGAGAGUGAGAAGAAAUUGAAGAAUUUGGAGGCAGAGCUGCUGCAGUUGCAGGAGGAGUUGGCAGCAUCAGAACGGGCCAAGAGGCAGGCACAGCAGGAGCGAGAUGACCUGGCAGAUGAGCUGGCUAAUGGAAACAGCGGCAAGUCAGCUCUUCUGGAUGAAAAACGCCACCUGGAAGCAAGAAUUGCUCAGCUGGAAGAAGAACUAGAUGAAGAGCAAAGCAACAUGGAGCUCUUGAAUGACCGAUAUCGCAAGCUCAGCAUGCAGGUAGAGACAGUCACUACAGAGCUGGCAGCUGAGCGCAGCUUCUCACAGAAGACAGAGAACGCUCGGCAGCAGCUGGAGCGCCAGAAUAAAGACCUGAGAGCUAAGCUUGGUGAGAUGGACUCGUCCGUCAAGUCCAAAUAUAAAAUGGCUAUCGCAACUCUGGAGUCCAAAGUGGCCCAGCUGGAAGAGCAGUUGGAGCAGGAAUCAAGGGAGAGGAUCCUGUCAGGGAAACUUGUUCGGAGGGCAGAGAAGAAACUGAAGGAGGUGAUCCUCCAGGUGGAUGAAGAGAGGAGGAACGCAGACCAGUACAAAGAUCAGGUUGAAAAAAGCCAAUUACGGUUGAAGCAGCUAAAACGACAGCUGGAGGAGGCUGAGGAAGAAGCAUCGCGGGCUAAUGCUAGUCGCCGCCGUAUGCAGCGUGAGCUUGAGGAUGUCACUGAGUCAGCUGAAUCCAUGAACCGUGAGGUCACCAGUCUCCGGAAUCGCCUCAGCAAGUUAGAACGCCGGCAGCGGAAACGCACACCUCUGAGCUUCACCACUCGAACGGUGCGGCAGGUCUUCCGCCUUGACGGCGUUUCUGACGAGGAGACCGAAGACCCGGAAAGCGACUCCCCCUCUGCAAAUCACCAGCCUUCCCCCCAGCCCCUGGCACCCUCUCAAGGGCCACAGCCGCCGCCGGGGCCCCCCGCCAAUGAGCCAGGCCAGACCGAUUAAAGGGGGGUCUGUGUGUGUGUGUCAGACCCAGGUGGGUGGGCUGGAUCUUGGGGAGAGGGGAGUAGGAACCCCAAUCUUGCACACUGUCAUAUAUACAGGAAGAAGAAGAAAAAAACCCCUCAGCACCCCAAACGCUCCCCUGUGCUCCCCAUUUUCCACUGCCCACCUUGGCUCCUCUUUCAAGGGUCUCCCACCUUCUUUGAAAAACUCCUCCUUGUUAUCAGGCUGCACUUUAAUAUCAACCACCCCUGAGGGGUGAAAACCGGGGAGAAGGAGGGUUUGAGCAUCAGGAUUUUUAACUCUCCUUGGUUUAAUGGGGGAAUCCAACUCAAAUAGCCAUCACUUUUCCUGCACCCUUUCCCCUCUUCUUUAUUUUGCCUCCUCUUCCUUAUCUCAUUAAAUGGUGUCUACAUAUGAACUCCUAGCCUACAAUCCUGAAAUAAGUUAGAGGAAAACCAUCAGGGAUUUGGCAGUAAAUGGACCACCUACAAGAGCAGGAAUGCGGGGAUGGGGGGGUCAUCGUCUCCUGGUCCUGAGAUACAUUCCCUUCCGGCUGGGUGGUUGGUGGACAGGUUUUUUGUUUUCUUUUCUUUUCCGUAUUGUCAUCCUCCACAGUGGCGGCUGCACCAGGGGUGCCUUCUGCUCCCUGUCUCCUGACCUCGCUCAGCAUCUCAACCCCGAGGUCUCCUUGACUACUUUCCCCUGUUCCUCGGGUGGCUGCAAAGGGCCCCUUGAGAGAUCCUUCACACAAAGAAGCAUCUCUGGAAUUUAUCAUCGCUGGAAGGCUGUUUCUUCCAGCAGUCCUUGGCUAUUAAAACCUCCUUCCCACCUGCCUCUUGCACUUGCCCAGACCUUGGGGGUAAAGGUGAGGAAUGAACUGGAAAUACAAGUCAUCUCAGCUUGCCUUCCUCUACUUCGGACUGAAAACAGGUUAACCAAUCUCUCUGCACCUCAUGGCCUGCAGCCAAGCGCACUUUGAUUUCUCCUCUUUCUCCUUUUCCCCUCCAGUCCCCAAACCUGCUACAGUAGGGGUAGGGAUGUAAAAAA